This is a messenger RNA of Coregonus clupeaformis (lake whitefish), 4600 nucleotides long. Its product is annotated as extended synaptotagmin-2-B. The record is from RefSeq and is a predicted model, not a curated record. Gene Ontology annotation, biological process: lipid transport. The transcript is spliced from 26 exons. Gene Ontology annotation, molecular function: lipid binding. Bases 156 to 3038 code for a protein of 960 amino acids. Lineage: Eukaryota; Metazoa; Chordata; Actinopteri; Salmoniformes; Salmonidae.
GUUGUAGAAGCAAAACGCACUUUGAAGCAGGAUGUGGUGAAGGGAUUAUUGUGCUACGUUGGAAACUAAAAUAGUCGAAGGAACCCAUGCAGUGUACGGGACUGGUACACUGAAUUCAAAGGAUUACGGAUGUCGAAUACGGAAACGGAGUGGAAAUGAGAAGAGCGGCGGCGACAAGCAGUGGAGCUCAAGGAGCGGAUUCUGGAAAGACAACUUCCACAGGACCAACAAUAGCCAAGGAAAAUGGACCGACAACGCCGAGCCCUCCAGUCAGCCCUACGACCCCAAUCGCCCCGGUGGAUCUGGAAGAUGAGCCACAGUCCUCCGUCACAGACGCCACUCAGAUGUGGAUGAAAUUUGCCAAGACCUUCAUUGUAAUUUUUCCCAUUUAUGUGUUGGGAUAUUUUGAGUUCAGCUUCAGUUGGGUUCUAAUAGGGCUUGCCAUCUUUUUCUGGUGGAGAAGAAAUCAAGGGCAUAAAAACAACAGACUGACCCGUGCCCUGGCGUUCUUGGAGCAUGAAGAGAAAACUGUCAAACUAAAUUUGGCGACCUCUGAGAUGCCACCAUGGGUUCAUUUUCCAGAUGUGGAGAGAGUGGAAUGGCUCAACAAGACAGUGAAACAGAUGUGGCCGUACAUCUGUCAGUUUGUUGACAAGCUGUUCAGAGAGACCAUUGAGCCGGCUGUGAAGGGGGCUAACGCUCACCUCAGCUCCUUCUGCUUCACCAAGAUCGACAUGGGGGACAAGCCACUAAGGGUGAACGGGGUCAAAGUGUACACUGAGAAUGUGGACAAACGACAGAUUAUAAUGGACCUGGAGAUUAGCUUUGUUGGGAAUACAGAGAUUGAUGUUGACAUCAAGAAAUACUACUGCAGAGCUGGUAUAAAAAGUAUACAGGUCAACUGCAUAUCCCUGGAAAGCUUAUCUCAUUGGCUACAAGACUGUCAAGGUGGCAUAGUAGCCAAUCCCCUGUGUAAUGGAUGGCUACAGCGCCUUCACGGUGUCUUGAGGGUCGUGAUGGAGCCCCUGCUCGGAGACAUGCCAUUGAUCGGAGCCCUGUCCGUUUUCUUCCUGAAGAAGCCUUUGCUGGAUAUAAACUGGACAGGCCUCACAAAUAUGCUGGACAUUCCAGGCUUGAAUGGCUUGUGUGAUAACCUGAUCCAGGACAUCAUCUACAGCUACCUGGUCCUGCCCAACCGCAUCACCAUUCCUCUGGUAGGAGAGGCUCAGCUGGCUCAGCUACGCUUCCCAAUACCUAAGGGUGUCCUGAGGAUUCACUUCCUGGAGGCCCAGGACCUGUUAGGGAAGGAUAAGUUCCUGGGGGGUCUGAUCAAGGGCAAGUCAGACCCAUACGGUGUCCUUCACAUCGGCAACCAGCUGUUCCAGAGCAAGGUGGUCAAGGAGAACAUCCAUCCCAAGUGGAACGAAGUCUAUGAGGCUAUGGUGUAUGAGCAGUCAGGACCACAGAACCUGGAGAUAGAGCUGUUUGAUGAGGACACAGACCAGGAUGAUUUCCUAGGAAGUUUACUGAUAGAUGUGGCUGAACUUCAGAAGGAACAGAAAGUUGAUGAGUGGUUUGUCAUGGAGGAGGUGAACACCGGAAAGCUGCAUUUAAAACUAGAGUGGCUGUCUCUGCUCCCCACUCCUGAAAAGCUGGAUCAGGUGCUGACCAGUAUUAAGGCCGAUAAAGGCCAGGCUAACGACGGCCUGUCAUCUGCACUGCUGGUGGUCUACCUGGACUCAGCAAGGAACCUCCCAAGUGUGUUCGAGGGGAACUUGGGUUCUGGCCACUUAAAAGAGCGGAGAGCUUCGGGCCUAGUCUUUUGUGAGAAUACGGCCUCUCUCUAUAGGACCUUAUUUCGCAAUCCUUUAGAAUUCAACCAUGACGGUUUGAAGAAGGCCUCAGUCAGUAAGGCCAUCAAGUCUGGUAAGAAAGUGAGCAGCGUCCCGAGUCCCUUUGUACAAUUCACAGUCGGCCACAAAACCUAUGAGAGUAAGACAAGGUAUAAGACCAACGAGCCUGUUUGGGAAGAGGUGUUUACUUUCCUUAUCCACAACCCCAAAUGCCAAGAGCUGGAGGCCGAGGUGAAGGAUGAGAAACAUGAGUGUUCCCUGGGGACUCUGAACCUGCCCCUGGUCCGUCUCCUAGAGGCUGAGGACAUGACACUAUACCAGCACUUCCCGCUCAAGAACUCUGGGCCCAGCUGCACCCUCAAGAUAAAGAUUGCACUGAGGGUUCUGUGUCUGGAGAAGCUGAUAGCAUCUGACCAAACGUCCUCGGUGCAGGUUCGUAAGGCCAGCACUAGUAACCCCAUCCCCAUGAAGAGACCGUCAGUCUCCGAACCCCCCAACCCUGUCUUAGACCUCCCCAGCUCUGUGGAUGCCUCCACCCAGGAGCUCCACAGGAGAGGGGGGGAUUGCGAGCCCUACUCAGGGGGCCCGGUAGGCAUCGGCCUGGCCGACGCAGGCAGGAGCACCUCCAACCUGGCCAUCUCUGGCUCUCAGAAACACCUGGCCCACAGGGGGUCAACCCCCAGCAUCGCCUCAGACAUCUCCAACCCCUACGCCACACAGGAGCUCCAGCAGAGGCUGAGAGAGCUGCAGAAUGGCUCAGCCAGUCAUUUCCCCCUGGGUGAGGUACAGUUGACUGUCAGACACAGCUCUCAGAGGAACAAGCUCAUCGUGGUGGUGCACGCCUGCCGAAACCUGAUUGUGUUCACAGAUCACUUGUCAGAUCCGUAUGUGCGGCUCUAUCUUCUACCUGACAAGCGAAGGUCUGGGAGGAGGAAAACCCACACGCACAAGAAGACACUGAACCCUGUCUUCGACCAGAUAUUUGAGUUCAGUGUGUCGAUCGUGGAGCUACACAGGCGGACUCUGGACGUGGCAGUAAAGAACGGAGGAAAUAUUUUUUCCAAACACAAAGGGCUGCUUGGGAAGGUUCUAGUGGAUCUGACUUACGAGGAUAUCGCAAAAGGAUGGACACAAUGGUAUGAGUUGAGUGAGGAUGGUCUGAAAAAACCUCUUCAGCAGCUAUAGACUACACCAUGAGAAGUAGAGGAGGACCUAACCAAGUCUUCACCCAUGUAUCAUUGCCACCAGAGCCCGUAUGUGUCAAGCAUCUCAGAGUAGUGCUGAUUUAUGAUCAGUUUGGCCUUUUAGAUCACAAUAGAUAAGAUAAUAUGGACAUGAAUCCAUAAUCAAUAAGAUUACAUGGACAGGGGGGACAUGAUCAUAGAUCAGCACUCCUACUCUGAGACACAUGAUACAUACAGCCCAGAUCUUGAGCAAACGUAACUGCUUUUCCAUACAGUUGCUUUUAAGACAAUUGUAAAAAAGCUUUUGAUAUUCAUUUAUACACAUCAGUUGCAUUGUUAGCGCUCCCCACUUAGAAACUAUCCAGUGCAAUAGUAAGAAAGGGAGUAUGUGGUGUUAAAAUGAAUGAAAAAAUUAUUCCAUAUUUAAAAGGAAAUGAUUGAGGACCGUAACAAAAUAUCGAUUUUCUUGCUACGGCUUUGACAGCAAGUUUAACCGCCUUGUUUUAUGUGGGGAAUGUACAACAUAUAUGUAAAUAUGUACAAUGAAGACUAAAGAGAAGGUUAUUAUAGUGUUAGUAGAGGGAGGUUUCGCUUGGUCAAAAUUACCAUUUCAUUUUUUUAAAUUCAACUAACUACAUAUAAACUCUACAGUCUAAACAUAUUAACUAUGUCAGAGCAUGAUGCUACAAGUUGACAGUCUCUCCUCUAAGUUAAAUAGUGCACCUAGCACAGUACUUGGCCACCAAAGACACAAGUGUUUCAUUUCAUUGCCUAUAUGGGGUUUUAACUAAGCCAAAUAUGUAUGCAUGUUUUCACAGUAUUCAUUUCUGCAUUUUGAAAGUCUUUCUAAGCAUCAGCAUAGUGUUUAGGAACAGUAAUAAUAACACAACUUGCUCUAGUUAACAUCACAGGAAUAUUCCAGCCUUCUUCAAAUCAUUGUGGCUUAUGAUAAUUGAUUUUCCAACUCUGAAAUCAGGACAGAUCAAUUAUGGAUGGUGAAAUAUAUGUAUCAUGUUUGUUAUCAAUAAAUAUACCAGUCUUAAUUAUGUUUUUGUAUUACGAACACAUUUCAGCUUGCAUAUCUUAUUCAAUGCUUCUCUUUAAUGCAAUCGAUUGCAAAAAAAACACAUGAUAAGGAUGAAGGAAUUGUUUUGGUUUACGUUAUGGGUAUGACCGUAUUGUAUCUAGUUACCACAUUAAUGAUGCAUCAUAAUGGAAAGCAUUUUAGAUUGUACCACGUUUAGACUGUGCCACAGUGGCGUGUAACCUAAUGUAUUAGUUAUGAUUUGUGUACUCAAACCUCUGUCACCUCUGUCCUUUUUUAAACUAGUUGUAUGUGUAAGCCAUCAAAUGAAAAUGGUCUCUGAAGUCAAGUUCCUAUCCUCUCCUGAACUGGUUCGCCUUCUCCAUGUACUUUAUUUAUCUUGUGCCUUAAAUCCACAAAUAUUCAGAUGUUUUUAAGUAUAAAGAAGCUUUUAUAGUUUCCAUGUUUGAGAAUUUCUCCUUAUGUCUUUUAAAUAAUAAAGAGCUAUUGCUGUAUGCACAGCAAUAAGCUGUAUAUUA